AUGGCUCCGCAAGGUGAUCGAAGUGGUAUCCCUUGGGUACGGUUCGUUCAAGAACUAGGGAUGAUGAUAGUUACGGGCGUGGUCGCAUAUGGCGGCGUUAAAUUAGUCUUGAAUCACCUUACUCCUCCGGACCCAGAGAAUCAGAAGAAAGAGGAACAACGACAGAAGUCAGCAGCAAUCUUACGCCGAUUGUACGGUGAGAAUGGUGGGAAGGACGGUUCACCGCGAGGCGAACUUGUUCUUAACCAAUAUGAACAAGCGAUCGCCACGGAACUAGUUGAUCCAAAGGACAUACCGGUACGAUGGGACGAUAUUGCAGGUCUGGAUGAUAUUAUCAAGGACCUGAAACAAUCCGUGAUCUGGCCAUUGAUGUAUCCCAAAUUAUUCGCUGCCAACCCCGCCACACUUCGCAGUGCACCAUCUGGUGUAAUUCUGGAGGGACCGCCAGGCUGUGGAAAGACCAUGAUCGCCAAGGCACUGGCAGCGGAAAGCGGAGCUUCUUUUAUCAACUUGAAUAUCUCAACAUUGACGGACAAAUGGUAUGGUGAAUCAAACCGACUCGUCCGAGCUGUGUUCACCCUGGCGCGCAAGGUUCAGCCGUGUAUCAUUUUCAUUGACGAAAUUGACGCCCUUCUCGCCAAACGAUCAGAGCGCGACCACGAAGCAAGCGGAAUGGUGAAGGCGGAAUUUAUGACACAUUGGGAUGGACUGCAGUCAGAGAACUCGACCGAAGGACGUCAACGAAUCGUCGUAUUCGGUGCUACAAACCGUAGUGACGCUAUUGAUAAAGCCUUCAUCAGACGUCUGGGUGGCAAGCCUAUCGAAGUGCGACCACCGGAUGCACGAGGCCGUGCUAUUCUUUUCAAGAAGCUCCUGAAAAACGACUACGUUGACUGGGAGGACAUUGAACUUGUCGAAGAGAAGGAAGAUCUGAUUAAGAUGUCUAUUGCCGACUUAAUGCAGAAGCAAAUAAUUCGGAGGACGGAGGGCUGGACUGGUAGCGAUAUCAAAGAUGCCUGUGUCAGAGCUGUCAACACUACCACCCCUUACGAGACGAUCGAGGCGAUGCUGUCCACCGGCAAAGACCUGAACCAAGUGGCAACCGAGGAGGUAUUGAACCCCGUUCGCCUGAGCAACUUCUUCAAGGAUGCGGAGAUCCAGGCAAUCCCAUCGACUAUCCGACUAGCAACUGCACCAGUCAAGAUUGUUGAAGAGAAGGAAGACUGGUACACCGAAUCCGAAACUGCCUCGACUGAUACCCACCCUCUGAGACCCGAGUCACCUGAGUAA
Penicillium malachiteum is the source of this 1290-nucleotide messenger RNA. Its product is annotated as protein-degrading AAA family ATPase MSP1. The record is from RefSeq and is a predicted model, not a curated record. Gene Ontology annotation, cellular component: mitochondrial outer membrane. Gene Ontology annotation, molecular function: ATP hydrolysis activity; ATP binding. The coding region runs from base 1 to 1290 and encodes 429 amino acids. NCBI's taxonomy places the organism in Eukaryota, Fungi, Ascomycota, Eurotiomycetes, Eurotiales, Aspergillaceae. The transcript has 2 exons.